This is a messenger RNA of Psylliodes chrysocephalus, 279 nucleotides long. NCBI's taxonomy places the organism in Eukaryota, Metazoa, Arthropoda, Insecta, Coleoptera, Chrysomelidae. The record is from the annotation of a GenBank genome assembly.
AUGAUGGAGGACAAAAAUGGUGUAAAAGAUAAAAUAAAAAGUUUAAACCCGAACAUAUUUGUUUUGGGAUGUAUAUGCCAUUCAUUUGCAUUGUGUUCCUCAGCAGAAUGUACAAAACUACCUCGAGGCCUAGAAGACUUUAUAAGAAGUAUCUACAAUUACUUUGCCCACUGCAAUUUUCAAAAGUUUACGAAUAUAAAACCUUACGAAAUGUUGCACCUAGUCCAAACAAGGUGGUUGUCAUUACACGUAAGAUCAAAUACAAUAUUGAUAAUAUAA